UAUAUUUGAAGAAAUGUUUUGAAUUCAAUAAAAAAGAUGGAAGGCAAAAACUAAAAGUUUCAAGGCAACAUGUUGAAAGGCAAAUAGUAUAUCGAUAAUCUUGUCUUGAUAUAUGACCAAGACCUAGGACAAUGCAGAGAUCAAGGACUAAAAACUCUGGUUAAGAUGACAACAACUUUGUAAAAAAAAUAGUUUGAGUUACUUUCACAACAAAUUUGCAUCUUGCAAUGCAUUUUUAUUGAAUCAUUUAGCUUAUAUGCAUACGCUUAUUUUAAAAAUAGUUGAAAAUAGGCACCAUUUUUUAUACAAAACCAAAUAAAUGUUCCGGAACAUUUAUUUGUUCUGGGUUGUCAGGACGGUACAAAAGUUCCUCAAAUGUUCCUUGAAUUUUUGUUCCAUUUGCAUUCACACGAGAGGAUAUUUGUUCAUGAUCCAUGGAAUGUUCCAUCAAAUGUACCCUCGUGUGAACAGCCUAUUACAGAGUUCGAUCCAGUUAACUUGGUUACAAAAAAGCCUCAAACUGUUGUGCUGAUGUUACAGUCUCCUGAAGAAAAUGUACUUCUUGUUGCAUGUGAAACACUUUACAAGUUUGCAGAAAAAUCUAUUGAAAAUAAGAUACAACUGUUAUCGCUAGGAGCGAUUGAGCAUACUGUAAAACUUUUAAACCAUGAGAGCAAGAUGGUGAAAAAAAAUGCGGCUAUGUGCAUUAGCUCAUUAGCAUCUCAAGUGUCAAUACGUCUUGUAUUGCAAAAUUUUGGUUGUGUUGAAAGUUUACUCAAACUUCUUCAUCCUGGUGAGGAAGUAGCAUGUCAUGAAUUUUCUACACUGUCGUUAUCAUUUUUUGCAGAGGAUUAUGUCAGUAAAGCUGAAAUAUUUGAAAAAAAUGGAUUUCCUUUGGUCAUUGCUCUUCUACAGUCACCUGACUGCGAUGUUCAGAGAAAUGCAGUACGUAUUGUUGAACUUAUGUUGGAUGAUUGCAGAAAUAUAACACUGUUGAAUGAGUUAAACGGUGUAGCUCUCCUGUUUAAUCUCCUUAAUUCAGAAUACCCUGUUAUUCAACUACUUGCUUUAGAUGCAUUGUUUAAAUGUUCAAACGAUGUUGAAUGUCAAAAUGCUAUCCGCAAAAUUGAUGGAGUCUCAAAACUUGUAGCUAUUCUUGAAAAUCAAGUAAUGCAUGAUUUACAUUUGUCAUGCUUAAAAUGCUUGACAUUCAUUCUUGAAGAUAUUGAAAGUUUAAAGAUUAUUCAAAACAAUGGAAUUUUUUCAAAAAUUUUAAUGUUUAUCACAAAAGCAAUUAAUAUUCCAGAAAUGCAACAAUACGGGGCAUCUGUGAUAGCUUCAGCAUCUCAAAUAGAUGAAAUUAGAAGACUAUUUGUUUCACAAGAGGUAGAAAAAACUCUUAUUCCACUACUAGCAAAUGAGAAUCAGCAAACUGCUGCUGCUUCAGCUAAAGCACUACUAACCUUAGCAGAAAAUGCUUCUUGUCGAGAUAAAAUUGGAAAGUUAGGUGGUGUUUCUUUGGCUGUUCAGUUUUUAAAAAAUGAAAAUAAAGAUUCAAAAGAAAUAGCAAGCUUGUUGCUAGUUAACCUGACCCACUCCAAUGUUAAUAAUUGUGCAAUUGUUAUGGAAAAUAAUAUAACUGAUAUUUUUAUACAAUACCUUUUAACUGGAAGUUCAAUUCUUCAAUCAAAUAUUGCAAUAUGUUUAUCAAAUCUUGCUUGUAACUUGAACUGGCGAAUUGAUUUUGAACAACAUGGAGUUAUUAAUGGACUUUGUGUAGCUCUUCAGUCAAGUGAUUUCAAUGUGCAAAAAAACUGUUGUAAAGCACUUUCAUUUUACUUAAAUGAUGAAGAAGCAAGAAAAAAGUUAUUUGUAGAAAAUGCUGUUUCAAGAGUAAUUGAACUUCUUCAAUCAAGUAAUCAUGAUGUAUGUCAAAAUGCAUCAUGGGUAAUUAUUAUGUGUACAUUAGAAAAAGACCUUGUUGAAGCAAUUCUUAAGUGUGGUGGGUUAAAACUGUUGCAGAAAAUGAGCUUGUCAUCAAAAACAAAUCCGUUAACACAAACUGCAUUUGAUAAAUUAAUGAAUAGCCACUUAUCCAUGAAAUAUGCCUUAACUGGUAUACUUACUUUUGAGAACAUUAUCAAAGAAACCUUUUUUGAUAUAGGGAAGGUAUCUCCAAACGCCAAUUUUGAAUCAAUUCAGGUUCUCAGCAAUUACCCUGUAGACCAUCGUCGACCAAUCCUUUUGGUAAAUCCUGAAUCGUUUACAAAAAAAAGCGAGGCUCUUAAAGAUUUAGAUAAUCAAGACAUUUGUGUGAAAGAAAUAACGGCAAUACCUACUGACAAUAAUUUGAGCACUUACAUUGAAGAAACUCGCAUUUCUUUUUUAAGUAUUAAUAACACCAAAGAACAAAUAUUUCAACUUGCAAGAUAUGUUUGCCAGAAAAUGGGAGGUCCUGUAGUUAAAGCAGAUAUUGGCAGUUUUUCUUUUGAGUUGCAUAUCAGUGAACUAAAACAAGAACUUCAAUCAAAUGUAAUACCUAUUGGAAUGAUUCAGCGAGGGAUAUAUUACCACCGUGCUCUUUUGUUCAAGGUAUUAGCCGAUCAAUUAUCAUUAGUAUGCUCUUUGAUCCGUGGUGAUUACGGUAUAGCUUGGAAUGAAGUACUUUUAUCAGAUAUAGCUGAGAAUGGUACAGUAGAACUCCCUCCUCGUUUUUUAAUUGUUGACCUAAUGCAUGAGCCAGGUCGUUUAAUGGAACGACAGUCUCGUGAAGCUAUUGUCUAUCAACGGAUAUGAAUUUCUUAAAAAAACAAGUUUUAUAUAUUUACGUUUGAUAAAAGUUGUAUAUUAAAAUUAUAAUAUUUAUGUACAUGCAGUAUACAUAACUGUUUCAUUUAUUUCAUAAAACACCAGCAGCUUUGAAUGUUUAGUAACUAUGCAAGCUUAUUAUUUCUUAUAAAUUUUGUAUUUUUGCAUAAUUUGCUGUAAUAAACUCUUUCACACUCUUUGA
Messenger RNA from Hydra vulgaris (swiftwater hydra), 3010 nucleotides. RefSeq names its product armadillo repeat-containing protein 3. Gene Ontology annotation, molecular function: protein binding. Lineage: Eukaryota; Metazoa; Cnidaria; Hydrozoa; Anthoathecata; Hydridae. The record is from RefSeq and is a predicted model, not a curated record.